UAUGCGUUUGACUCUCCGACAUAUGCCAGUCAUUAUCACUUAUUGGAAUGCCUUCACGCAGCUGGUGAAACAAUUUCGGUUGCAUCCGAGUAUCCAUUGAUGUACUGUAACGCCUACAAGGAUCUAGAGAGCAAUACGUCCGCGCUCGGUAUAUGCCUUCCAGCAACAUGCUCCGACGAUAGAACUGCGGUAAUUUCAACGUUUGUAUAUCCCAUGCUGUGCACUCGGUCGAGGCAUCUGAAGCAAUGGUAUCAACGAUUUGGCGCACUGUUUGAUUUCAUAAGCAACAAAUUUCUCAUGGCAACGGUAUUCUGCAGCACCGUGUACCAUGCAGUGAGAGGAACAAAAACAAAAUCUUUGGCUCUUCAACUAUUUUUGGCGUUUUCGAUAAUUCGAAAUUUUCAAACAAUAACACGUCCAGCAAAAAAGCACCAGAAACUGAUAACAUGCAUUUUUGGAUUGCGCGUCAUUGCUACUCUAUGGGUGAUCGUUGGUCAUUCCACCAUUUUUCUACAGGAUUUCUUAGUUAAUGUGGACGAAUACAGGGAUUCACUAAAACGGAACUUUUUUGGUCAGCUAGUGACAAACUGCUUUCUUAGUGUCGAAAUGUUCUUCCUUCUCAGCGGUAUCCUAACAUCAUAUGGUUGGUUCCGGACUGAGCCAGUAACCAUACGGCACUGGCUUCAAUUUUACUGGCAUCGUGUGGUGCGUAUUUGGCCAGCUUACGCAUAUGUGAUGUUUGUGGUAGUGUUGCGAUACUCGGUGAUGCACUAUCACCCGGUCUGGCAACUUGAUGAUCAGGGAGCAAAGUGUGCCAGCAACUGGUGGAAGAACCUGCUUUUCAUCAACAGUAUCACCGACAACAACUGCAUGCCCUGGUCAUGGUACAUUGGGACGGAGUUCAUUUUUCAUCUCCUGUCACCCGUUUAUCUGUUGUCUUUCAAUAAAUCCUGUGCGCUUGGUAUGACGCUAUCCAUACUAACUAUAUUUUCUUCCACAAUUCUAUAUGUUAUCAAAAUGUGUCAGUACAAUUUUGCUCCAGCGCAAAUGCUAUGGGUUAUGCCAGAAAUUUUCAACCUGGAUUUCAUGGAGCAACAUCGUGUUCUGUACAUAAAACCACAAUACCGUAUCAGCUCCUAUAUUAUCGGCUUGGCCUUGGGCUAUUUCCUGGCAACAAUUAACCAAAAGAGCCUAUCGCGUAGUGCAAUUUUUUGCGGCUGGCUAUUAUCUGCUCUGCUUGGCUUCUCGAGCUUAUUUGGACUUUAUCCAGCUUUACAGGGAUGGCACUGGUGGUCGUACCAUCUUUGCUACGCAGCUUUACAUCGCAUUGCAUGGGCUAUCGCCAUUGCUUGGCUUAUUUUUGUAUGUCACCAUGGCCAUGCUUACUAUUUGAACAAAAUCUUGAGUUUUCAUCUAUUCGUGCCCCUUUCCGCUAGCUGUUAUUCGGUAAGUCUCCACAUCUUCAAAUCGACUGGAAAAAUUACGACCGAGAUCAUUGAAAAAAUAUGA
This is a messenger RNA of Gongylonema pulchrum, 1509 nucleotides long. The record is from the annotation of a GenBank genome assembly. NCBI's taxonomy places the organism in Eukaryota, Metazoa, Nematoda, Chromadorea, Rhabditida, Gongylonematidae.